Molecule: messenger RNA, 834 nt
Organism: Mastomys coucha (southern multimammate mouse)
Lineage: Eukaryota; Metazoa; Chordata; Mammalia; Rodentia; Muridae
Gene: Ado
Product: 2-aminoethanethiol dioxygenase
Cellular component (GO): mitochondrion
Molecular function (GO): oxidoreductase activity, acting on single donors with incorporation of molecular oxygen, incorporation of two atoms of oxygen
Source: RefSeq, a predicted model, not a curated record
AUGACUUUUGUACUACAGAGUGAAGAAGAACUGAAAAGGGAACUUGAAAAAUAUGAUGUGCCUCCAGAAGCUGUUGAAGCAAAAUGGGAAGUGCAGAAAUGUGUAAACCAGAUAACCUAUGGAGACGGACUAAGAGUAGCAAAUGUAUUGUGCACCUUCCCACCGGUCCCCUACAUGCACCUCUAGGAGACUGAGGGCUUCAGCCUGGGCGCGUUCUGGCUCAAGAGCAGCACGUGCAUCCCACUGCCGGACUACCACCAUAAGCUCAAGGUGCUGUGCGGCACGGUCCGCAUUAGCUGCACAGACAAGCUGGAACCUGGCCUGGCAUCGUUCGAGCCCCCGCUGCAGCCCAUGGACGGGCUGCUGCAACCCCGGGACAAGUACACCAAGGCUUGUGGGCCCUGCGUGCUCACUCCACGCCGGGACAACCUACACCAGAUUGGUGCAGUGGGCAGACCAGAUGCCUUCCUGGAUCUGGCCCCACCCUACGACCCAGAGGACUGCCGGGACUGCCACCAUUACAGUGUGGUGGAGCCCAACAGACCCAAGGAGGUUUCCGGCUCUGCCUGUGACCUUCCCCGAGAAGUGUGGCACCUGGAGACACCACUGGCCGAAUACUUCUGGUGCGAGGGAGAGCCCUAUCCAGGCCCCAAGGUUCCCUUGAAGCUCCUGCUCCGGGAACUGUGGGCCAAAGAUGUACCCUGCCCUGCUCAAGAAAGGCCUGGCUGCCCCUCUACCUUUCAUAAGGUCUCUUCUCUCUCUGCCCCCUCGACUGGACGAUGGAUUUCCUGGAGUAACCAAUGCCACAUCUUGGGCAACCUUGGGGCCCACUAG